AUGCAUCAUGUUAUAGUUUGCCCAUUUGGUUUAUUGUUAGAGAUAUUAAUGUACAAGUGCAUCAAGAAUAAAAGCUGUGGAUGCCGUUAUGCCUCCGGUUUCAUCGAUACCUUUACGCUCAACAACGGCGUUAAGUUGCCUGCAGUUGGGUUGGGCACAUAUAGGGUGCGCCAACCCGAUGUUAUAAUGCAGGCUGUGGAUGAAGCUCUGGCAGCUGGUUAUCGUUUAUAUGCUCCAUCAGAACAUGGUAACUCAGCUGUGAUAAAGCAAGCUUACCAGAAGUCUUUAGACAAUCUCGGUGUGGAUUAUAUUGACCUGUUUUUGAUCCACUUCCCCGGUGCUGCAAGGCUUCCUUCUGGCGACCAGAGAAAUGCUAAGUUGCGAGCGAGUACUUGGCGAGGAAUGUUGGAUCUAUACGACGAAGGCUGCGUAAAUUCCAUAGGUGUUUCUAAUUUUACUCUCAAGCAUCUCAAGGAUUUGAAUAUGAGGGCCACUGGUGUAUAUCCAGUGGUUAAUCAGGUCGAGUGGCAUCCAUAUUAUUAUCAGGAAGAUUUACGCGCCUACUGCAUGAAGAAUGAGAUUUGCCUGCAGGCCUACUGCUCAUUCGGGGGUACUUCCCAUCAAGAUACGACACUCUUAAAGGACCCCGUAGUGAAGGGCAUCGCUGAGCGCCACGAGGCUACGCCCGCGCAGGUGCUUCUGGCCUGGGCGCUGCAGCAGGACGUGGCAGUCAUCCCCAAGUCCGUGGACCCAGCCCGUAUCCGUGAGAAUAUCACUAUUGAAUUUCGCCUCACAGAACACGACAUUAAAGCCCUCAAUAACCUAGGAAACAAGAAAAAAAAUACGCUUGGGAUCCGACCACCGUGCGUUAAACAACCGUAG
This is a messenger RNA of Parnassius apollo (apollo), 882 nucleotides long. The record is from the annotation of a GenBank genome assembly. Lineage: Eukaryota; Metazoa; Arthropoda; Insecta; Lepidoptera; Papilionidae.